AUGAGGACAGAGGUAGAUGCCUUGAGGAAGGAGAGGGAGGAGUCAAAGAGGAUGCUAGAGGAGGCUCAGAUAGGGACAGCUAUAGUGGGCCUUCAGGAUGUUAUUCAUAGACAGGAUGCCGAGUUAGAGGUAGAUGUGACACAGCUGUGGGGGGAGACAGAUGCAACCCGCCAGAAUGGUACAAAUAUUGCUGUUAAAGUUCUCAAGCUGCAAGAUGAACAUGCUCAGCAAAGUUUCAGUAGAGAAUGCAAUGCAUUGAAGAGAGUUCGACAUCGGAAUGUAAUUAAAAGCAUUUCAGCAUGUUCCAACCUUGAUUUUAAGGCCUUAAUUCUUCCAUUCAUGUCAAAUGGAAGUUUAGAGAAAUGGCUAUACCCUCCUGAAGAGGGUGGAUGCAGAUUAAAUUUGAGUGAUCGAAUAAGGAUAGCAAUGGAGAUAGUACAAGGAAUGGCAUACCUUCACCAUUAUUGCUUUGUUCAAGUGAUUCACUGUGACCUCAAGCCCAACAAUGUUCUAUUAGGAGAUGACAUGACUUCAUACAUAGCAGAUUUUGGCAUUUCCAAUAUUAUUUUUGGAAAUUCCAUGGGUUCUUUGACUUCUACAGAUGCAUUUAAAGGAUCUGUUGGCUACAUUGCACCGGAGUACAGAAUGGGUGGAAAUCUUACUACUAAAGGAGAUGUGUACAGUUAUGGAAUUUUAAUUUUAGAGUUGUUGACAAGGAAAAGACCAACAGGGGAUAUAUUCGAGACAUCAAUGGUAGUGGAAUGCCUUACUCAAUUUAUACAAAUUGGGCUGUUUUGCACAAGGGAGUCACCUCAAGAGCGACCUGAUAUGACUGGGAUAAUUGAUAGAUUAAAUACAAUUAGAGGUGCAUUUCUUGGUACCCCUAAAAAUCCUCAAUUACCAAUAGAUAUCACACCUUUUAUUGAUGCUGAAAGAAAUAUGAAAAUGCCUGAGAGGGAAAAUAGGGGAAGUUCAUCUAUGUCUACAUCCUAA
Cryptomeria japonica (Japanese cedar) is the source of this 993-nucleotide messenger RNA. RefSeq names its product putative leucine-rich repeat receptor-like serine/threonine-protein kinase At2g24130. Gene Ontology annotation, biological process: protein phosphorylation. Gene Ontology annotation, molecular function: protein kinase activity; ATP binding. Lineage: Eukaryota; Viridiplantae; Streptophyta; Pinopsida; Cupressales; Cupressaceae. Bases 1 to 993 code for a protein of 330 amino acids. The record is from RefSeq and is a predicted model, not a curated record. The transcript is spliced from 4 exons.